AUGCUUGCCUCAAACUCAUUGAAAUCCUUUUCAAUUCAAAGAUCAUUAUUUAUGGCCUCUACAAGGCAAUUACACAACACGGCAAGAAGGUCCCUAACUAUACCUUUUAUCCCAGUUCUUCCUCAAAAACCAGGUGGUGUUGUGGGCUCUCCCAAUGAUUCCUAUAUCCCACCAAAAAUGAAUAAAUUCGAAGGUUCUUAUCAUUGGUGGGCAGAAAAAGCAUUUGCAUUAACCUCAUUACCUUUGGUCACGGUGGCUGCAUUGACGUCAGGUCCCUUAUCUGUCACUUGCGAUUCUGUUCUUUCCGUUGGUUUAUUAGGUUACUGUUACAUGGAAAUGCAUUCUUGUAUUACUGAUUAUAUUUCAAGUAGAGUUUAUGGGAAGUACCAUAAUUAUGCAUUAUAUUUGUUAGGUGCUGGCUCCCUGGUAUCAUUGGUUGGUAUUUAUAAAUUAGAAACUGAAGAUGAUGGAUUGGUCGGGUUCAUGAAGGGCUUAUGGAAGGGGAAGACAAUUCAAGAAGUAGAAGCUGAAGCUGGAAAAGCCAAGAAAUAG
Molecule: messenger RNA, 552 nt
Organism: Naumovozyma castellii
Lineage: Eukaryota; Fungi; Ascomycota; Saccharomycetes; Saccharomycetales; Saccharomycetaceae
Gene: SDH4
Product: succinate dehydrogenase membrane anchor subunit SDH4
Exons: 1
Coding region: 1-552 (183 amino acids)
Source: RefSeq, a predicted model, not a curated record